Molecule: messenger RNA, 907 nt
Organism: Hydractinia symbiolongicarpus
Lineage: Eukaryota; Metazoa; Cnidaria; Hydrozoa; Anthoathecata; Hydractiniidae
Exons: 1
Coding region: 43-438 (131 amino acids)
Source: RefSeq, a predicted model, not a curated record
GUAUAAUCUUUAUGCUUAUUUAGACAAGUGAAAAAAACAGAAAUGACGACUCGAGAUUUGCUCUCUCUGCACGAAACACUUUCAAAGUUUGAUGGGUUGGAAACCCAACAGUGUUUCUUUAUGACGAGUUUGUGUCCAAACGAAUGUGGACAUGGAGGAGUUAAUGCUGUUUUUUCUAUUAAGAAGUAUUUACAUUAUGAAAAGCCUGGCCAAUAUGGUGACAAGAAAAGUGAUAAGUAUUAUGUGCGUAUUUCACAUGAAGUAGAAACAACUGGGUUAACACCGGAAAGAAAACAGGUUUUAGAUUCAUUAAAAGCAGGUGAUUUUGUGCUAUUGUCAUGGAAUCAUGACUAUGUUCAUAAAGAAGGUUGUUCAUAUCCAGAAAGACCCAUCACAAAAUUAGAGAAAAUUACUGAUGAUGAAGCAAACAAGAUGUAGCAGGAAUUCCUGUUAACUACAUACUGAUGAAUACUCAUGUGUGAGUGUUUAAGUACAGGUGGAUGAAAUGCUAAGUAUAGUAAAGGAUGGUCACAAGUAAUUAUCAAAGAUGUAUACCACUUUGUUUGCACCAUAAUUAUGCAGAAGCACAAAAAUGCCAGUAUAUUUAAAGUUCUUUUUGCAUUCACCUGUUCCAUAAUGCUCGCAUGUGCUUCCCUUUCAUCUGAUAUGGAUACAUCUUUUAUAAUAUUUUUAACUAUAAAAGUGGGUUAUAAUUAUUUAUUCUUAAUUCUUUAGAAUCUUCUAAUUUUAUAAAAAAAUUCCCAAGGAUUAGUUUAAAUUAUUAAUAUGGCCUUUAUAAUAUCAUUCAAAGGCCUUUUUUUAAAUAUAUAUAUACAGGUAAUGAUUCAUUAGUUGAGAGGUCAUUAAAGUGUAAAUACAUGAAAGAGGAAAGGAGGUCAUUAGGUCA